UUUCGACGUAUCGAAUAUGACAACUAAGCUACUUAUAAUUGCGUGUGCGAUUUUUGGCACCUGCAGAUGUGGUGUGUCGACACGUUACGGAGUACCUGUGAACCAGGCCGUCAGUUUCAGCCCACCUUCGACCCCGGUCCUCGCACCCGCCCCCGAACCUGUGGCCGAGUACACCCCGUCGGUUUUCGUACCACCACCUCCACCUCCACCCCCGGAACCGACGGUCGUCUUCGCUCCGCCGACCCCGGUGUCCAUCUUUGCACCCCCUGGUCAAGUUUACGUCCCUCCUGCUCCAGUCUUCGCCCCGCCACCACUCGAGGUGUAUGCUCCACCAGUAGACGCACCACCCCCGGUGCCUUCAACUCAAUAUGGUCUUCCUUCAGUUUAAACUAGAAUUUAACACUAGAUACUUAAACCAAAUAUAAAUAUGUGAAGAAAAUAAAUUAUACGAUUUUUUAAAUAAAUCGCUUUUAUAGCUGUUUCCUAAAAGA
Molecule: messenger RNA, 491 nt
Organism: Cimex lectularius (bed bug)
Lineage: Eukaryota; Metazoa; Arthropoda; Insecta; Hemiptera; Cimicidae
Product: pollen-specific leucine-rich repeat extensin-like protein 4
Exons: 2
Coding region: 17-388 (123 amino acids)
Source: RefSeq, a predicted model, not a curated record